Paramormyrops kingsleyae is the source of this 6291-nucleotide messenger RNA. The record is from RefSeq and is a predicted model, not a curated record. NCBI's taxonomy places the organism in Eukaryota, Metazoa, Chordata, Actinopteri, Osteoglossiformes, Mormyridae.
UUUCCAAGUCGGUCGGCAUUGCUGAAACUGAGUAACGAUUUGCCAUAAUAUUUUAGUGGGAAGGUCAUUUACAGUUACACGGAUCAGAGGUUGAAAGGUGAUCCGUUUGGAGAAAAUGUUCAGAUAGGAUUAUUACGGAAAGGUUUUGACGGUUUGCUCGCGAAUAGGUACCUAUCAUCUAUUCGUGAAUCUGGACUCAAAGAUGUGACGGUCAACUCAAACUUAAAAAAAAAAAAAGAAUCGUAUUAUUUGCUGUUAAGUUGGUGACUCCACAAAUAAGCUUAUUUGCUUUCUGAACUGCCGAGCAUUGAGAGGACUACACUAAAGAAUUAUAGAUAUUUAUAAGGUUUUUACAGGUAAAUCUGAAAUGUAAUCAAACUAUAGGCUGCAACUAAGUGCACUGAACUGGAUUAAGUUUUUCAGACUAAAAAUAUCGCAAGGAUUUGAAAUGAUAGACCUCUAAAUGAAAUGAAAGCUUACACGCUGCCUUAUGAUUAUAGACUAAGUACCUACAACCCGCUGGUCAAUUUUUAAACUGCACUGGUCUAGUGAUUUUUUUUCUUUCUAAAUACCAUUUUUCGGUGUAAUGUGCGCAUGCCUGGGGGGGGGGUCCCUUUCACCGCUCCCACUGGCGGGGUGGGACCAGGCGCCCCCGAUGCUGGGAGUCAGUCUGAGCCCCAGCUAGCCACAACGCCGAAGGGCAGCGACUACCAGAGCAGUACGAUGCUGAUUCUCCGCGUCAUCACGCAUUUCACUGUCUGGGCAUUAUCCCUGGCCCAGAUACCGGAGUUCAGCGAUGUGUGCACCCAGGGCAGCUGCUAUCCGGCCACAGGGGACCUGCUGAUCGGCAGGGCCCAUCAGCUCUCGGCCAGCUCCACAUGCGGACUCUUGCGACCCGAACCCUUCUGCAUCGUCAGCCAUUUGCAGGAGGAGAAGAAGUGCUUUGCGUGCGACUCGAGGGAGCUCUACGACGAGAAGGCCAACCACACCACCAGCCACAGUGUGGAGAACGUGGUGACCACCUUCGCGCCAAACCGCCUGAAGACAUGGUGGCAGUCGGAAAACGGCUUGGAGAACGUGACCAUCCAGCUGGAUCUGGAGGCUGAGUUCCACUUCACCCACCUGAUUAUGACCUUCAAGACCUUCCGGCCUGCUGCCAUGGUUAUCGAGCGCUCGGCUGACUUCGGGGAAACCUGGCAAGUGUAUCGCUACUUUGCCUACGACUGCGAGGCCUCCUUUUCGGACAUAUCCCAGGGGCCCAUGAAGAAAGUCGACGACAUCAUCUGCGACUCGCGAUAUUCUGAUAUCGAGCCCUCAACAGAGGGAGAGGUCAUAUUUCGUGUUUUGGACCCUGCCUUUAGAAUUCAAGACCCCUACAGUCCCAGAAUCCAAAACUUGCUGAAGAUCACCAACCUGCGGGUGAAGUUCACCAAGCUGCACACGCUAGGCGAUAACCUGCUGGACUCGCGGAUGGAGAUCAAGGAGAAGUACUACUACGCCGUGUACGACAUGGUGGUGCGCGGGAACUGCUUCUGCUACGGACACGCCUCUGAGUGCGCCCCCGUCAACGGGGGAGGGGAUCUCGUGGAGGGCAUGGUUCACGGGCACUGCAUGUGCAACCACAACACCAUGGGCCUGAACUGCGAGCGCUGUCAGGAUUUCUACCAUGACCUGCCCUGGAGGCCGGCCGAGGGGAGCAACACCCACGCAUGCAGGAAGUGCAACUGCAACCAGCACUCGGGCUCCUGCCAUUUCGACAUGGCCGUCUACCUGUCCACUGGCAACGUCAGCGGCGGCGUAUGUGACAACUGCCAGCACAACACAAUGGGCUAUAACUGCGAGCAGUGCAAGCCGUUUUAUUACCAGCACCCAGAGCGGGACAUCCGGGACCCCCAUGUCUGCGAGCCCUGCGACUGUGACCCUGUGGGCUCCCUUGAUGGAGGCGUCUGUGACCGGAUGACGGACAUCCAGGCCGGCCUGAUAGCAGGGCAGUGCCGCUGUAAGCCCAACGUGGAGGGCGAGCGCUGUGACCGCUGCAAGUCCAGCCACUACGGGCUGAGCGAGGACCCGCUGGGCUGUCUCCCUUGCACCUGUAACCCUCUGGGAACCGCUCCGGGGGGGAGUGCCUGUGACACGGACACAGGAAACUGUUACUGCAAGCGUCUGGCGACGGGCAGGAACUGUGACCAGUGUUUGCCACAGCACUGGGGCCUGAGCAAUGACAUGGAAGGGUGCCGUCCAUGUGAAUGCGACCAGGGAGGGGCCGUCAACAACGACUGCUCCGCUGAGACCGGCCAGUGUCAGUGUCGUGAUCACAUGUUUGGGCGUCAGUGUAACCAGGUGGAAUCCGGGUUCUACUUCAUCGCUCUGGACCACUACACCUACGAGGCUGAGGAUGCCAAGUUUGGCCCGGGAGUCACUGUGGUCCAACGACCGUAUCCCCAGGACCGGAAUCCCACCUGGACAGGCGUCGGCUUCGUCAACGUCCCUGAGGGUGCCUACCUGGAAUUCACCGUCGACAACAUCCCCCAGUCCAUGGAGUAUGACAUCCUGAUUCGCUAUGAGCCCCAGUUACCUGACCAAUGGGAGGAGGUGGUGAUGACCGUCAUCAGACCGGGGGAGAUCUCUGUAGGCAGCCGCUGCAUCAACACCGUGCCGGAAGACGAUAACCAGAUGGUGUCCCUCCCCCCUGGCUCCAGGUACGUCGUCCUGUCCAGACCCGUGUGCUUCGAGAAGGGCUUGAGCUACACUGUCCGGCUGAGUCUGUCCCUCUACUCGGCUCUGAGUGACAUCCAGUCCCCUUACACUCUCAUCGACUCGAUUGUCCUCAUGCCGCAUUGCAAGAACCUGGAGAUCUUCACUGGCGCGGAGGGUACGGACGUGGUGACCAACAGCGCCUGGGACACCUUCCAGCGCUACCGCUGCCUGGAGAACAGCCAGAGCGUGGUGAAGACGCCCAUGACAGACAUCUGCAAGAACUUCAUCUUCAGCGUGUCGGCACUUCUGAACCAGGGAGCCAAGCCCUGCCAGUGUGACCCCCAGGGCGCCCUCAGCACCGUGUGUGACCCCAACGGCGGCCAGUGCAAGUGUCGCCCCCAUGUGGUGGGAAGGAGUUGUGACAAAUGUGCCCCUGCCACCUUCCAGUUCGGCCCCAACGGCUGCAGGCCAUGUGACUGCGAUCCGUUGGGCUCUGCCAGCAAGUUCUGCCAUGUGGUGACGGGCCAGUGCCAGUGCGUACCGGGCGUAUCGGGCCGCCAGUGCGGGCACUGCCUCCCGGGACACUGGGGCUUCCCCUCCUGCCGGCCCUGUGCCUGUAACGGGCAUACGGAGCAGUGCCAUCCCCUGAGCGGCAAGUGCCUGGGCUGUCGCGAGCACACCACCGGGCACAGCUGCGAGAGUUGUUUGGCAGGUUACUAUGGCAACCCGGUCCUGGGCUCCGGGGACCACUGCCGCCCCUGCAUGUGUCCCGACGGGCCUGGUAGCGGACGCCAGUUCGCCGAGGGCUGUUACCAGAACCAGGAGUCCAGCCAAGUGCGGUGUGUCUGCCAGCCAGGGUACAAAGGUGCCAGGUGCGAUGAAUGUGCGCCUGGUCACUACGGUAACCCGCAGGAAGUUGCCGGGCAGUGCCAGUCCUGUCAGUGUAACCACAACAUUGAUGUGAUGGACCCCGGGUCAUGUGACUCUAGCUCGGGCGUCUGUCUGAAGUGCCUGUACCACACGGAGGGCGAGAGGUGCCAGCGCUGCCAACUGGGUUACUAUGGAGAUGCCCUCACCCAGAGCUGCAGGAAGUGUGUGUGUAAUCACCUGGGCACUGCCAACCACACCUGUCCUGCCAACGGGGAGUGCCACUGCGACCUGGCCAGCGGCCAGUGCCCAUGCCUCGCCAACGUAAUGGGCCAGAGCUGUGACCGGUGUGCCCCAGACACCUGGAACCUCGCCAGCGGCAGCGGGUGCGAGGACUGCGACUGCGACCUGAGUCACUCCUUCGGGACGUCCUGUAAUGAGCUGACAGGCCAGUGCCCCUGCAUGCCCGGCUUCGGAGGCAGGACCUGCCGCGAGUGCAAGGAGCUGUUCUGGGGUGACCCAGAGGAGCGCUGCAUCGCGUGUGACUGUGACCCUCGAGGCAUCGCCGAGCAGCAGUGUCACCGGGCCACGGGCCACUGCGUGUGUGUGGAGGGCGUGUCCGGCCCCCGGUGCGACACCUGUGCCCGUGGGUUCUCCGGCGAGUUCCCCGACUGCCAGCGCUGCCACGAGUGUUUCGCCGUGUGGGACCGCAUCAUCGCCGAGCUCGGCAACAGGACUCGGCUCCUGGUGGAGAGGGUGAGCGGCCUCAAAACCACGGGCAUCAUGGGACCCUACCGGGAGACCAUCCAGAACAUUGAGCAGAGCACCAGCGCCAUCCGGAGCAUCCUGGAUCAGAACCCUGCCACCCAGCCCCUGCUGGAGAUCCAGGAGCAGCUGGAACAGACCACGGGCCUGGUGACCGAGCUGCUCAGCAAGCUCAACGCUACAGAGGAGGCCCUGGCCGAGGUCUCGGCAGAGAACAACGGCACUGAUGCCAAGCUGGAAUCGCUCAGCAAGGAUGUUCAGAAGCUGGACCAGAUGGUCAGUGACCUGAAGUUCCAGGUGGAGCUGGUGAAGAACUCUGGUGUGAAGGGCGCCUUGCACAGCAUCACCAAGUACUACCAGCAGUCCCUGGACGCCGAGGCGCUCGCCAACGCCUCCACGACGGACCCAGGCAGCACCGUCGAGCAGUCCGCCGCCAUCCGCCGCGCCGCGGAGGACAGGAUGAACGGGAGCAGAGCGCAGUUCAGCAGGACACAAGAGGAGGAUGCGAGGAGGCUGGAUGACCUGGCUGUUCAGCUGGAAACCCUGGGCCUGUCCAAGCUAAGCGAGAAGACCUGUGGCAACCCAGAGGGAUCAGAGACGUGUUCGCCCUGCGGGGGCCUGGGCUGCCGGAACGGGGACGGCAGCAGGAGGUGUGGGGGCGAGGGCUGCGAGGGCCUGGUCACCGUCGCGCAUAACGCCUGGCAGAGAGCCAAGGACUUCGACAAGGAGAUCCUCGGUGCCUUGGAGGAGGUGGACAGGCUCUCCAAGAUGGUGGCAGCGGCCAAAGUGCGGGCUGACGAGGCCAAGGCCAACGCCCGCGAUGUUCUGGCAAAAAGCAAUGAGACAAAGCAUCGCGUGGACCAGAGCAAUGAGGAGCUACGGGGGUUGAUCAAGCAGAUACGUGACUUCCUGACACAAGACGGGGCGGAUGUGGAGAGCAUCGAGGCCGUGGCUAAUGAGGUCCUGGAGAUGCAGAUGCCCACGUCGCCGGCUCAGCUGCAGAACCUGACGGAGGAGAUCCGAGAGCGCGUGGGUAGCCUCUUGGAUGUGGAGAUAGUCCUCAGCCAGAGCGCCGAGGACAUCCGGCGGGCCGAGAGUCUCCUGGCGCAGGCACGCCAAGCUAGCAAAGAGGCGGCAGACAUCAAGGACACUGCGGAGAUGGUGAAGGAGGCGCUGGAGGAGGCUGCGCGGGCUCAAAAUGCGGCGAGCAAGGCCAUCGAGCAGGCUGCCACGGACAUCAGGGGAACCCAGGACCUGUUGGUUUCGGCGGAGUCCGAGACUGCAGUCUCGGAGUUCAGGCUGAACAACGCCACACAGAGGUUGAUGGCGCUGGAACGAGACAUCAGCUCGCUUAAGCAGAAGGCCGAGAACAGCUCCGCCAUCGCCGAGGCGGCUGAGAAAGCCACGCAGAACAUCAGCCAAGUAACAGAAGCGGUUCAGAAGGAACUGGACACAGAGCUGAAACCCAAGUACAGCUCCGUAGAGAGUCUCAUCACUGAGAAGGCUGGGGGCGUGGCCGAGGCCAAGAGGAGGGCGGAGCAACUUCAGCAGCAGGCCAAGGAGCUGCUGGCACAGGCCACGGACAAGCUGCAGUUACUGAAAGACUUAGAGCAGUCUUAUGAGGAUAACCAAAAGGCACUGGAGGACAAGGCCAGCCAGCUGCUGCGGCUGGAGACGUCGGUGCGCGAGCUGCUGCAGGAGAUCAGCAACAAAGUCACCAUGUACAGCACCUGCCUGUUUUAGCCGAGCUCACAAACCCUCCGAGAAUCAGACAUGCCGAGAGAAUGUGGACUUCAAAGCCAAUCUUAUAAUGCAUUUUAACCAAAGAGAAAAUUAGUGUACUAAGACUUCCAAAUUUUUUAAACUUCUGUAUCUGGAAUAUAACAACUGUGGCCAAAUUGAGUUAAGGCUGAAACCAAAAUGUGUGAAUUUUCAUUUAAAUAAAAUAAUCCCCCAAUGAAA